Molecule: messenger RNA, 735 nt
Organism: Trichoderma aggressivum f. europaeum
Lineage: Eukaryota; Fungi; Ascomycota; Sordariomycetes; Hypocreales; Hypocreaceae
Exons: 2
Coding region: 1-735 (244 amino acids)
Source: RefSeq, a predicted model, not a curated record
AUGUCGGCAACUCAAAUUCAACAGAACGGCUGGACCUCCGUGCCAUUGGACCCAAGCAAGCUCUUUAACGGCGAGCCAUACAAGAAUGUCCCAGGACCACUUCUCGUCGCCGACAUCAAAUUCCCCAAUGAUGAUCACAUCGUCGCCAAAGUCCAAAGCUAUGCCAAAGACAAGCUACCUAUCGAAACUUUCAAUCACAGCAUGAGAGUGUUUUAUUUCGCCAGCGCUAUUAUUAAACAACAAUUUCCCGAGCAUGCCGACGCAUUUUCUCCCUCGACUCUUGCUCUAGUUUCCCUCUUACAUGACAUUGGCACCGCUGAGGAAAACCUGGCUGCCACCAACAUGUCAUUUGAGUUUUAUGGAGGAUUCAAAGCCCUCAACCUCCUUUUGAAGCUUGGAGCCUCCAAAGACCAGGCCGAGGCUAUUGCCGAGACCAUUAUUCGUCACCAAGAUCUUGGCACAGUCGGCAACAUUACGUUCCUGGGCCAAGUUAUCCAGCUAGCCACUAUCUAUGAUAACGCCAGCAACCACCCAUAUGUCCAAAACAUUACGGAAAUUAUUCACAACGACACUCUGAAGGAUGUCGUCAAGGCCUUCCCUCGCAUGCAGUGGCUUGGAUGCUUUGCGAAAACAAUUGACCGAGAGGAGGCGCUCAAGCCGUGGUGCCAUAGCACUCAUAUUCCCGGCUUUUCCAAGGUGAUUCUCAACAACAGCUUUAUGCAACAAUAUGAGUAA